GGUGGAUUGGCAGCAACAGGAAGGAAGACAGCAGCACUGGGCAGGACCUGGUAGAGAGGGGCCGGGCUUGGGCGGGCACAGAGACCAGGGACCCUCCGCUCCAGUCCCACACGUGGGUUGAACACACGCAGCCCAGUGGAGGGGCUCUCCGUAGUCUUACGCCUGGACUUGGGACCGGCACGCACGCAGCGCGCGCACAGAGUGACACACGCCGUGUGCCACACUCACACACACGCCCACAUUCAGAGGCGUUGUGCACCGCAGCUGGGCCUCCUGCCAGCUCGCAGCGCGUUGUGCUCCCUGCUUCCACCGCCAUGGCUGAAGGUGCCUACCUAGGAUGGGACUUCAGCACCCAGCAGGUGAAAGUCAUUGCUGUUGAUGAAAAACUGAAUGUCACCUAUGAGGAGAGUGUUAAUUUUGAUAAAGAACUUCCAGAAUUUGGGACCCAGGGUGGAGUGCACGUUCAUAGUGACAAACUCACAGUGACUUCUCCUGUUUUAAUGUGGGUCAAGGCCUUGGAUAUAAUCUUGGAGAAGAUGAAGUCUUCUGGUUUCAACUUUUCUCAAGUCAAAGCUUUGUCUGGGGCUGGCCAGCAACAUGGAAGUGUAUACUGGAAAAGAGGGGCCUGCAAAACUUUGAAGAAUUUAUCCCCUGAUCUUCCUUUACACCAGCAAUUAAAGUUCUCUUUCUCACUCUCUGAUUGUCCCAUCUGGAUGGACUCUAGCACUACAGUGGAAUGCCGUAACCUGGAGAAGGCUGUUAAAGGAGCCCAGAAUCUCAGCGAUAUUACAGGGUCCCGGGCAUAUGAGCGUUUUACAGGAAACCAGAUAGCAAAGAUUUUCAAGGAGAACACUGAUGCCUACUCACAAACAGAGAGAAUCGCUUUGGUUAGUAAUUUUGCGGCUUCCCUCUUCCUUGGAUCCUAUACACCCAUUGAUUACGGUGAUGGUUCUGGGAUGAAUUUAUUGAACAUACGUAAAAAAUCCUGGUCCCAGCUCUGCCUUGAUGCAUGUGCACCUGAGUUAGAGGAGAAACUUGGACCAGCGGUACCCUCGAGUUCAGUACUGGGACCCAUUUCUUCCUAUCAUGUUCAGCGUUACGGGUUCAACUCUGAAUGUAAAGUGAUAGCCUUCACUGGAGACAAUCCAGCAUCAUUAGCUGGAAUGAGACUGGAAGAAGGUGACAUUGCAGUCAGCCUUGGCACCAGUGAUACUCUGUUUCUCUGGAUCAAGGAACCAACUCCUGCUUUAGAAGGUCACAUCUUCUGUAACCCUGUUAAUUCUCAAGAAUACAUGGCCCUUUUGUGCUUUAAGAAUGGGUCUCUGAUGAGAGAGAAGGUCCGAGAUGAAUCUGCUUCAGGCUCCUGGGAUGAGUUCUCUAUAGCUCUACGAUCCACUGAAAUUGGAAAUUGUGGAAAUCUGGGUUUUUAUUUUGAUGUGAUGGAAAUUACUCCAGAGACCACUGGGCGUCACAGGUUCAAUGCAGACAAUCAGAAGGUAUCAAACUUUCCUAAAGAGAUGGAGAUCAGAGCUUUGAUUGAAGGACAGUUCAUGGCCAAAAGGAUUCAUGCUGAAAAGCUGGGCUACAGAAUUGUGCCAAGGACCAAGAUUCUGGCUACUGGAGGAGCCUCACAUAAUAGAGACAUCUUACAGGUUUUAUCUGAUGUGUUCAAUGCCCCAGUAUACACUAUUGAAACUGCCAACUCAGCUUGUUUGGGAUGUGCUUAUAGAGCAAUUCAUGGUGUUGCCAUAGGGGAGAACAUUUCCUUUACUGAUGUUGUGAAAUUAGCCCCAGAGCCCAGAUUAGCCGCUGUACCAACUGCUGGAGCAGCUCAGGUUUAUGGACCACUCCUCAAGAGGUAUGAUGAGUUGGAACAGCAGAUUGUCCUGGAGUCCCAUGCAUCACCCAACUGAAAAGUCAGGUGCUCCAGAAUGCUAUGAAUGUUGAAAAGAGGAAUCGACAUGUUCUGAAAUUUCCUGUGAUUGUUCCCGUUUGUUCCUCUGGUUAAUCAAGCAUAAUGAGUAGGGGUCCAACUCAACAGUCUCCUCCUAGGAAGCUGCCUUUCACUGCUCUGGUCUACACUGAACCCUCCUCUGAUCUUGUACACCAAACCUGAUUAUGUACUGCCAUCGAAUGCUGUCUGUUGCAAUGAUGUGUCUUGUCUCCCCAACUAGACUUUAAUAAUUUUAAUCACUAAUUGCUUUAAAGGAAGGUCCCAGAUUCCAUGCAUAAAUUUGCCCUGAACAUUGUCUCACAAAAAUGUUAAGAUUUCACCUAAACUCCCUGAUAAAGUACAACAUUUCCUAAACAAUGUUCGCAAGCAUCUAUGACAUGCUUUCACCAAAACUCUUUAGGUAGAAUGUGUACGUUGUCUGUCACGAGCCCGAGUACUCAUUAAAGGCUAAUGGAAAUGAAUUGAAAUCCAAAUAAAAUGAAUUAUAGCUUAUA
Messenger RNA from Monodelphis domestica (gray short-tailed opossum), 2448 nucleotides. RefSeq names its product xylulokinase (gene XYLB). Gene Ontology annotation, cellular component: cytosol. The record is from RefSeq and is a predicted model, not a curated record. Lineage: Eukaryota; Metazoa; Chordata; Mammalia; Didelphimorphia; Didelphidae. Gene Ontology annotation, molecular function: D-xylulokinase activity. Gene Ontology annotation, biological process: xylulose metabolic process; D-xylose metabolic process; phosphorylation.